Messenger RNA from Trichoderma asperellum CBS 433.97, 1136 nucleotides. The record is from RefSeq and is a predicted model, not a curated record. Lineage: Eukaryota; Fungi; Ascomycota; Sordariomycetes; Hypocreales; Hypocreaceae.
GUUCAUCCAAAAAUGUACUAGACUCAAGGCUCUAGCGUACUACGGGUGCUUCUUAUCGAUAUCGGCGCUUAAACAAUCAGGCUCAGGCUAUACACAACAAUUUCAUCGUGAUGGUGGUACAAUCAACGAGCACAUGCUAUAACGCUUCUCGUCAUGCUGCCCUCUCGUACUCUGAGGCCAAUACAGCUUCAUUCGAGGCUUGCGGCACGGCCAAUUGCCUUGUGUAGGCGAUGUAUCUGGUCAACAGCAUCAGUGGGUUCAAGGAACCAUCCGCUGAAAAGAGACAUCUCGCCUGUACCGUACAAUUCUCGCAUUGUCAAGCGACUCCGCCACCAAGCAAGUAGCAACACAGAUAAAGAGGUAGCAGAGAAACCGAAAUCCGCUCCGUCUAUCCACGAGGACAUAUACACAAUACCGAAUUUCCUUACUGUGACACGAAUAGCUGCAAGCCCAGUCAUAGGAUACCUCAUAUUACAAGAUGCGAAUACCUGGGCUGUAGGCUUGCUGGCAUACGCUGGCCUUUCAGAUUUGGUUGACGGAUGGAUAGCGAGGAGAUGGAACCGCAGAACAGUUGUAGGGACGAUUAUUGAUCCAAUGGCGGAUAAAAUUCUCAUGACCAUAUUGACGGUUUGCCUGGCCGUCAAGGGAGCAUUGCCAGUGUGGGUUGCUAGCAUUAUCCUCGGCAGGGAUGUUGGGUUAGCUAUUUCAGCCAUUUACUUUCGCUGGAUUUCAUUGCCGCCGCCUAAAACGUUUUCACGAUACUGGGACUUUUCACUGCCAUCAGCCGAAGUUCGACCUACCACAAUCAGCAAAUACAACACCUUUCUUCAGUUGGCCUUGGUCGGUCUGACAACCGCAGCGCCGAUUUUGAGCGUUGAUUUAGCACCGACACUCACCAUUAUGCAGUACAUCGUGGCUACUACUACCAUUUGGAGCGGAGCGAGCUAUAUCUUCUCAAAGGAUGCAAUCAAGAUCCUAAAUAAGCCUUGAGCUAUGUAAAUGUGCAUUUUAAUUUAAAGCGUAAUGUUGUAAAAAAUACACUAAAGUAUAUACAAGUAGAAAUAAGACAAUUACAGGCGUAAGAGAGAGAAAGGAAUCACAAACCAUGUUAUCCAAUGGAUGAAAUGGCAUCAAAU